Molecule: messenger RNA, 1176 nt
Organism: Psammomys obesus (fat sand rat)
Lineage: Eukaryota; Metazoa; Chordata; Mammalia; Rodentia; Muridae
Gene: Cers3
Product: ceramide synthase 3
Exons: 10
Coding region: 1-1176 (391 amino acids)
Biological process (GO): ceramide biosynthetic process
Cellular component (GO): membrane
Molecular function (GO): DNA binding; sphingosine N-acyltransferase activity
Source: RefSeq, a predicted model, not a curated record
AUGUUUCAGUCAUUUAGAAAAUGGUUCUGGUCAGAGGAAUUCUGGCUUCCUCCAACAAUGAAAUGGUCACAGCUGGAAGAUCAUGACGGGCUCGUGUUUGUUAAAGCUUCCCAUUUGUACAUGACUAUUCCAUAUGCCCUUCUCAUGAUGGUCAUCAGGUACUUCUUUGAAAAGUUUGUUGCCUUACCUGUAGCAAAUGCACUUGGCAUUCAAAAGACACAGCAUAAAAUUAAACCAAAUGCCAUCUUAGAGAAUUUUUUCAAGCAUUCCACAAGUCAACCAUCACAUACUGAGGUUUAUGGACUGGCAAAGAAGUGUAACUUGACAGAGCGCCAGGUUCAGAGAUGGUUUAGGAUUCGGCGGAAUCUAAACAAGCCUUGCAGGUUGAAGAAAUUCCAGGAAUCUUGCUGGCGGUUUACAUUUUACUUGUUGAUAACUGUGGCUGGAGUCGUGUUUCUUUAUGAUAAACCGUGGGCCUAUGACAUGUGGGAGGUGUGGCGGGACUACCCCACACAGCCUCUGCUGCCUUCCCAGUACUGGUACUACAUUUUGGAAAUGAGUUUUUAUUGGUCACUGCUAUUUAGCCUGGGCACUGAUACCAAGAGGAAGGAUUUUCUUGCUAAUGUCAUCCACCACCUGGCUGCUAUUAGCCUGAUGAGCUUCUCCUGGUGUGCUAAUUACGUCCGCAGUGGGACCCUCGUGAUGCUGGUGCACGAUGUGUCUGACAUUUGGCUGGAGUCUGCUAAGAUGUUUUCAUAUGCUAGAUGGAAGCAAACCUGUAACAUCCUGUUCCUCAUCUUCUCUGUCGUAUUCUUCAUCAGCCGAUUCAUUAUCUUUCCAUUCUGGAUUUUGUACUGCACACUGAUUCUGCCUUUGCACUACCUCGAACCCUUCUUUUCGUACAUCUUCCUCAACCUACAGCUCAUGAUCCUUCAGGGCCUUCAUCUUUACUGGGGUUAUUUCAUCCUGAAGAUGCUCAAUAGAUGCAUAUUCACGAAGAGCAUUCAGGAUGUGAGAAGUGACAAUGAAGAGGAAGAAGAAGAGGAGAUGGAAAAGGAGGAGGAAGAGGAAGAGAAGGAGAAGGAAGAGAGCACCAAAGGCAAAGAGACAGAGUAUUUGAAGAAUGGCCUCGGAACCAACAGGCAUCUCAUUCCCAAUGGUCAGCAUGGCCGUUAG